GGUGUACACGUAGAUCUCUGGUGACGACACUCCUCAAGGGCAUUGCGUAUUCUACGUGUACGUACUUGACCUAAGGUACUUAAAUUAAGCCCUUCUCGGAUUCCAAUGUUCUGGUCCCCCCGCUUCCCCCCUUGCCCCUUCACAACAACAUCUCCAACCUCAAGGACAACCAUCACGACCAGCCUCAAUAAACAUCGAGACCACUCUUCUACCAAGAACACAAACAUACAAAACAAAAAGAAAGAAUAAAAUAAAAACCUUCUUCAUCAUGACCGACAAGAACAAGACCGAAACCGACACAGGCGUCACCGGCGCCGCCAAGUUCGUAACCUCGACGGUCGGUAACACGGUGGGUGGUGUCUCGCGCACCGCUGGCAACGUCACGGGCGCCGCCACCCGCGGCGUGGGCGACACCGUCAGCAGCGUCACCGGUUCGGCGGGCCGCCCCGUCGGCGACGCUCUCGGGAAUAUCGGCACCGGCGUCGAGAACGCCGCUAACGCUGCCGGCGAGGGCGUGGAGGGUGCCGGGCAGUGGAAGAAGUCUGAGAAGUAAUCAGCCACGAACCGGAAAAAUGAAAGGAAUGGCAAUGGCCGACGGUUUGGGGAGGUUCUCUUUGGUUUUCAGUUUCAGUGUAUCUGAGGAAACAUUGCCGUCAUUUCAUGGCAACGUGUUGCUGUACAAUUAGCUACCGCCCUUUUUAAUUCCACCUUCUGGGACCUUCCGCCCUUGUCCGCAAUCUCCA
Sodiomyces alkalinus F11 is the source of this 743-nucleotide messenger RNA. RefSeq lists its product as hypothetical. The transcript has a single exon. The record is from RefSeq and is a predicted model, not a curated record. NCBI's taxonomy places the organism in Eukaryota, Fungi, Ascomycota, Sordariomycetes, Glomerellales, Plectosphaerellaceae. Bases 269 to 553 code for a protein of 94 amino acids.